Castor canadensis (American beaver) is the source of this 2058-nucleotide messenger RNA. RefSeq names its product LIM homeobox 5 (gene Lhx5). Gene Ontology annotation, biological process: regulation of transcription by RNA polymerase II; neuron differentiation. Gene Ontology annotation, molecular function: RNA polymerase II transcription regulatory region sequence-specific DNA binding; DNA-binding transcription factor activity, RNA polymerase II-specific; zinc ion binding. Gene Ontology annotation, cellular component: nucleus. The record is from RefSeq and is a predicted model, not a curated record. Lineage: Eukaryota; Metazoa; Chordata; Mammalia; Rodentia; Castoridae.
AACCAGGUACAGGUAAUACUCAACAAUACUGAUGCCUUGUUUUUUUUGCUCUGUCCGGACCGCAACGCUGUAGCCAAUUUAGAUAUGCUAUAAAUUUAACAGGUUGCCAUGGCCACGGCGCGCCCAUUGGCCGGCGGGCCCCCUACGUGCUGCGCCACGUCACCAAAUCUGAAUAAGGAUGCGCGAAUUAGGCGGCGGCCAGACAAAGAUGAGGAUCGGGACCGCUUGAAAGUGGGGGAAAGUGCCGGCGCCUCCGCCACCGGGGAAAGCCGUUUGGCAGUGCCGAGGCCAGCAGCCACCGAAGACACCUGGGGGAGCCCGGAAUAAGCGCCGGGGCGCCCGACCCGUGGCAUGAGGUCGUGACCGCCACCACCCCUCACCCCACUCUGGGUAGCGAGCGCCAAGGACUUGACCGUCUGAGUCUUGGUCCGGACCGGAUUCGCCCGGCGGCGGCUGAGACAAGAGGCGGAGAGCAGCAGUCAGGCCAGGAGGCCCCAAGGGCCUGGGGCCCCAAAGGGAGGGCGAGGCGGCCCAAGCCGCCGGGACGCGGGGCUAUGAUGGUGCACUGUGCCGGUUGCGAGCGGCCCAUCCUCGACCGCUUUCUGCUGAACGUGCUGGACCGCGCGUGGCACAUCAAAUGUGUUCAGUGCUGCGAGUGUAAAACGAACCUCUCGGAGAAGUGCUUCUCGCGCGAGGGCAAGCUCUACUGCAAAAAUGACUUCUUCAGGCGCUUCGGCACGAAGUGCGCCGGCUGUGCGCAAGGCAUCUCGCCCAGCGACCUGGUGCGCAAAGCCCGGAGCAAAGUCUUCCACCUCAACUGCUUCACCUGUAUGGUGUGCAAUAAGCAGCUGUCCACCGGGGAGGAACUCUACGUCAUCGACGAGAAUAAGUUCGUGUGCAAGGACGACUACUUGAGCUCCUCCAGCCUCAAGGAGGGCAGCCUUAACUCAGUGUCAUCCUGUACGGACCGCAGUUUGUCCCCGGACCUCCAGGACCCAUUGCAGGACGACCCCAAGGAGACAGACAACUCGACCUCGUCGGACAAGGAGACGGCCAACAACGAGAACGAGGAGCAGAACUCGGGCACCAAACGGCGCGGCCCGCGCACCACCAUCAAAGCCAAGCAGCUGGAGACACUCAAGGCCGCCUUCGCCGCCACGCCCAAACCCACGCGCCACAUCCGAGAGCAGCUGGCCCAGGAGACGGGUCUCAACAUGCGGGUCAUCCAGGUGUGGUUUCAGAACCGACGGUCCAAAGAACGCCGCAUGAAACAGCUAAGCGCGCUGGGUGCCCGGAGACACGCCUUCUUCCGGAGUCCCCGGCGCAUGCGUCCGCUGGGCGGCCGCUUGGACGAGUCUGAAAUGUUGGGGUCCACCCCGUACACUUACUACGGAGACUACCAAGGCGACUACUACGCGCCAGGAGGUAACUACGACUUCUUCGCGCACGGCCCGCCGUCGCAGGCGCAGUCCCCGGCCGACUCCAGCUUCCUGGCCGCCUCGGGUCCCGGCUCGACGCCGCUGGGCGCACUGGAGCCGCCCCUCGCCGGCCCGCACGCCGGGGACAACCCCAGGUUCACCGACAUGAUCUCGCACCCGGACACGCCAAGCCCGGAGCCGGGGCUGCCGGGCGCGCUGCAUCCCAUGCCCGGCGAGGUGUUCAGCGGUGGGCCCAGCCCUCCGUUCCCCAUGAGCGGCACCAGCGGCUACAGCGGGGCGCUGUCGCACCCCAACCCCGAGCUCAACGAGGCGGCUGUGUGGUAAGGCGCGGGCCGGGCCGCCCCUGCGCUCGCCCUGGGGAGCCGCCCGGACACAGCUCAGCCCCUCCCCCCAAAACCAAAACGGACUUGGCCUGGGUCACCCUCAGGGGUCCUCUCUCGGGUCCGCAACCCAACCUGCAGCUGCUGCCGGGCUGCGCGCCGAGGGGGGCCGUCCCCCCAUCCUCCACCCCGCUGGCCCUCGGGGACCUCCAGCCCGCCACCAGCGCUCUCCAGCAGCCGUGAGCAAUUUCUUGGGACCAAAGUCAAUAUUCUGGAGAGUCAAGAGAUUCCAAGCACGC